Gigantopelta aegis is the source of this 645-nucleotide messenger RNA. RefSeq lists its product as uncharacterized. The record is from RefSeq and is a predicted model, not a curated record. The transcript is spliced from 6 exons. The coding region runs from base 1 to 645 and encodes 214 amino acids. NCBI's taxonomy places the organism in Eukaryota, Metazoa, Mollusca, Gastropoda, Neomphalida, Peltospiridae.
AUGAGGGGGGAAAAAGAGGGCAUGCAGGAGCUCACAUUGAGGUUGCCCAUUAGAACACUGGAUUGCCCCGAUUCCAAAGACCAAAAGUUGAUUGGAAAAGAUUUUCUGUCAGUGCAGAGUUGCGAGGCCUCACAGAUCGAUGACAACAUACCUAGCUCCAGCCAUAGCAACAUGGACAGUGUGGAGGAAAAAGCACAGAGUACUUCUUCUAAUAACAUCCAACAGCUCACCAAAGCUUGUGUAUCGUUGAUUGGAAAGGAUUUUCUGUCGGUGCAGAGUUGCGAGGCCUCACAGAUCGAUGACAACAUGGACAGUGUAGAGGAAAAAGACCAGAGUACUUCUUCUAAUAACAUCCAACAGCUCACCAAAGUUUGUGUAUCGGAGUGCUUGUCAGAGCAGAGUUGCAAGGCCUCACAGAUCAGUGACAACAUACCAAGCUCCAGCCAUGACAGUGGGGGAGAGGACAGGAGCUAUUUUACCACUGGCAUCCAGCAGCUCACCACAGCCCAUGUAUCCAAGCUGAAAAACCCGGCCUUGUCCUUAGAUGCAGAAAGUUAUGAAGAUGCUAGAUUUGUAACAUCUCAGUCCAGUGGGGUUAGGUCCAGUCUCACAAAAAUAGAAAUCUUGGAACUGUUUGAUUUGUAA